AUGGCUGUUGGUCUUCGCUUCCGAUUCCUGAACGGCAAUCAGCCGCUGGCCGUGUACUUCUACGCCGUGCCGCGCCUGUGCUUGCACAUCAUGGGCUACUGGCCCGAGCAGCUGCAUCGGCGGGCAUUCGUCAACUUUGUGGUGCUGGCCAUUGGCGUGGCCACCGAGCUGCAUGCCGGCUUUCGGUUUGCGCGCCUGGGCGAGAUAACACUCGCCUUGGAGACAUUCUGUCCGGCCGGCACCUCGGCGGUCACCCUGCUGAAAAUGUUCUUCAUGCUGCGCUAUCGUAAGGACCUGCUCUACGUGCUGAACAAGCAGCGCGCGAUGCUGUUCCCCGUCGGCGGCCAGGGCCCGGCUAAGGAGCAGGUGAUGCAACAUCAUUUCCUAAUGACAUGUCGCUUCAACUUUUGGGCUCUCUCCGCUGGCUUCUUCACCUGCACCAUGUACAAUCUGAAGCCGCUGCUGAUUGUCCUGCUGCUCCACCUGAAGGGACGCGCCGAUGAAAUUAUCUGGAGCACGCCCUUCAACAUGACCAUGCCCAGUUGGCUCUUCAAUGCUCCGUACUUUCCGCUCACCUACGUGUUCAUUGCCUACACGGGUUACGUGACCAUCUUCAUGUUCGGGGGCUGUGACGCCUUCUACUUUGAGUUCUGCGUGAACAUCGCCACGCUCUUAAAUUUCCUGCAGUCGGACAUUCGCACGCUCUUUCGACCCUACAGAUAUCUGUUGCAGAUAAACGGCUUCAGUGGCGCAGUCUUCGAGUCGGGUUUUGUGAAGCUGAUCAAGCGCCAGAAUGAGAUCUUCGAGCUGACGCACUUCUUCAGGCAACGCUAUGCGAUCAUCACGUUGGCCCACUUCGUCUCAGCCAGCUUGGUGAUCGGCUUCAGCAUCUUCGAUCUGCUGACCGUCGGCGACGGCGGCCUGGCCAUCUUGCUCUACGUGGGCUACACUGUGGCCGCCCUCAGCCAGCUGCUCAUCUACUGCUACGGCGGCACUCUGGUCACCGAGAGUAGCGUUCACCUGGCCAGCGUCAUGGGCACCUGUCCCUGGUAUCAGUGCUCGCCCAAGCAUCGCCUCUACAUACAUCUGUUCAUCAUGCGCUCGCAGCGCGCUCUCACAAUGGACGUGCCGUUCUUCUCGCCCUCCCUGGUCACCUUUACCGCAAUACUGCAGACAUCUGGUUCCAUUAUUGCGCUGGCCAAAUCCUUUCAGUCCUAG
Molecule: messenger RNA, 1218 nt
Organism: Drosophila hydei
Lineage: Eukaryota; Metazoa; Arthropoda; Insecta; Diptera; Drosophilidae
Gene: Or10a
Product: odorant receptor 10a
Exons: 5
Coding region: 1-1218 (405 amino acids)
Biological process (GO): detection of chemical stimulus involved in sensory perception of smell; sensory perception of smell
Cellular component (GO): plasma membrane
Molecular function (GO): odorant binding; olfactory receptor activity
Source: RefSeq, a predicted model, not a curated record